AUGAACUGGGCCGGCCUCUACACGGUACUGAGCGGGGUGAACCGUCACUCCACCGCCAUCGGGCGCAUCUGGCUCUCCGUCAUCUUCAUCUUCCGGAUAAUGGUGCUGGUAGUGGCAGCCGAGAGUGUCUGGGGGGAUGAGAAAUCCGCCUUCACCUGCAACACCCAGCAGCCCGGCUGCAACAGCGUCUGCUAUGACCACUUCUUCCCCAUCUCCCACAUCCGUCUGUGGGCCCUGCAGCUCAUCCUUGUCACCACGCCAGCCCUCCUCGUGGCCAUGCAUGUGGCCUACCAGCAGCACCAGGAGAAGAAGCUGCUGGUGCUGACGGGGCAUGCAGACCCCAAGCACAUGGAGGAGGUGAAGAAGCACAAGAUGCGUAUAUCAGGUUCACUGUGGUGGACAUACGUCUGCAGCGUGGUCUUCAGGCUGCUCUUUGAGGCUGUGUUCAUGUACAUCUUCUACAUGCUCUACCCGGGCUACCAGAUGGUGCGGCUGGUCAAGUGCGAGGCUUACCCCUGCCCCAACACUGUUGACUGCUUCAUCUCCCGGCCCACUGAGAAGACUAUCUUCACCGUCUUCAUGCUGGUCACCUCCAGCAUCUGCAUCGUCCUCAAUAUGGCGGAGCUGGUCUACCUGGUGGUGCGGGCCUGUGUCCGCCGAGGUCAGCACAACUCCAACCCCCCGUCAGGGAAGGGCUCCUUCUACGGGCACAAGCUCUCCUCUGAAUACAAGCAGAACGAGAUCAACCAGCUGCUGACGGAGCAGGACGGCUCCCUCAAGGACAUGCUGCGCCGCAAUCCUGGGCUGCAGGAGAAGGGCGACCGCUGCUCUGCCUGCUAG
This is a messenger RNA of Gavia stellata (red-throated loon), 840 nucleotides long. It is a transcript of the gene GJB1, whose product is annotated as gap junction protein beta 1. Bases 1 to 840 code for a protein of 279 amino acids. NCBI's taxonomy places the organism in Eukaryota, Metazoa, Chordata, Aves, Gaviiformes, Gaviidae. Gene Ontology annotation, biological process: cell communication. The transcript has a single exon. The record is from RefSeq and is a predicted model, not a curated record. Gene Ontology annotation, cellular component: connexin complex.